AUGGACUGGAUGAGUGAUAAGGCCGAAAAGAUGCCCAUCGCCUCAGAACGGCUAACCGAGGGUCGCACACCGGGCCAGACGCAGGCUCCUGCGGACCCUGCUUUGGGCUUGCCGACUGUGACAUCAGUGAGAAAUGUUGCCGAACUCAUGUACGGCUUAACCCCAAAAAAUCUCCUUGGCUUGACAGCUCCGAAUGGUAAACCUCUGCAUGAGGAUGAGUCAGUGGGGCAUCUCUGCACAACCUUAACGGAGCGAGAGAGGAUCAUCCGUGCUCUAAUCAAGAAGCAGCUCAGAGAUAAGAAGUACAAACGUGGACCUGAGAUUACAGCAGUCCUUUGCGACUUGGCCAAAGGUGAGAAAUACAUUUCAGGGGCAGCAGCUGAAGCAGUUUAUGAUGCUUUCGAACCACCACUUGAUGAUGAACUGCGCGAGCUACUCUUUGACGUUGUUCGUGGAGAAAAUUUAAACAAGGAGAGUGGUGGGGAAGAAAAUGAAUCUAAGACCAUAAAUUGGAAACUUCUGGCCAGUAUCCUUGAUCCCAAUCGGAUUCAACCUUGGGAGAAAUCCCCUCAACAUAACUGCAUUGAUGAAUACCCCUGCUUACCCCAGAUAGCUGAAAGACUUCCAUACCAACAAAAUAACAACAACGGACCUUUGAUUAAAAGACUUUUUGAACACAGUGACAUAAAGAAGGAUAUUGAGGAAGAAUGCGAGUUUGAGGAGGUCUGGGAUCUAGCCAAGGAGUGUGAUAGAAAGCGAAUGGCAAAACUCCCCGAACUUCCUCACUCCGACCUCGUGACAUUGGAUAGCUUUUGGCGUGCUUUGCAUCAUUUGAAUCGCAAAACAAUCGCCGAAAAAGUCGCUGCCAAGUACAAUCCCUGCUGUACCUCGAAGCUAUUUGCAGUGGGUGGAGAAAUGUCCAAGUCUCUAAUAACUCAACAAUAG
Messenger RNA from Mesocestoides corti, 945 nucleotides. NCBI's taxonomy places the organism in Eukaryota, Metazoa, Platyhelminthes, Cestoda, Cyclophyllidea, Mesocestoididae. The record is from the annotation of a GenBank genome assembly.